AUAUUUUGGCGCUCGAGAUUAUUAAAACAAAACAAACCGGGGAAAAACAAACAGAGACAAAAUUAAGGAAUUUACCUAAAAUAUCGAUGGAUUUUGAGUUUAAGAUACCAGAUAAACUACCUGGUACCCCAAAGCAAGGUCUCAAGGGAGAACAGGCAGAUUGUACAGAUUCACCAUCAAAAAAGCCGAGGAUUGAUGAGGAUUGGCCUGAAGAGGGUAUUGGUGACUUUGACGAUGUGGAUUUUAGCUUCCUCGAUGAUGAAUGCAAGGUGAAUCCUGAUGAAUUUGCCAAGUCGAUGAGUGAAAAGGAAUUCCACGAAGAGACUUUCAAACACCUACUGGAAGAUACCUUUCCAGCACUCGAACCGGAAAAGGAAACAUUUUUCGGAUUGCCGAUGAAUGUCAAGGAUCUGUUGCGAGAGAUAAAGGGAAUUGAUGAGCUGUACGAUUGGCAAAUUGAAUGUUUACGCCUUCCGGCAAUUGAGAAGCGUCAAAAUCUCAUUUACACCCUCCCCACAAGUAGUGGAAAGACUCUUGUGGCUGAAAUUCUUAUACUGAAAGAGCUGCUGUGCCAUCAGCGGAACGUCCUCUUCAUCCUUCCCUACGUUGCUGUGGUCAAGGAGAAAAUCUCCUCACUGGCACCUUUUGCGGUUGAGCUUGAUUUCCUUGUUGAGGAGUAUGCUGGACGCAAUGGGGAAUGCCCACCGCGGAAGAGGCGUAAGAAGAAAUCCAUCUACAUUGCGACAAUAGAGAAAAGUUUAUCUGUGAUUAAUAGCCUAAUUGAGGCUCGUCGGCUCGGGGAAAUAGGUUUGGUUGUAAUUGACGAACUCCAUUUAAUUGGUGAGAAAGAUCGUGGAAGAAAUCUCGAGACGGUGAUCACGAAGAUCAAGUACAUGAGUUCAGAUAUUCAAAUUGUGGGCAUGAGUGCGACCAUCGGGAAUAUUCAUGAGAUUGAAAAGUUCAUGGACGCCACAUCAUUUGCGGGUCAUUUCCGUCCAGUUAAGCUCACGGAGUACGUUAAAUGUGAGAAUAUCAUUUACACCGUAGAGCCCAAUAAUUCUGAUUUAUUUGUACCCAAUCGGGUGAUUGAGAGUACCUACAAUGAGCAGAAAUUGAAAAUCGAUCCUGACCAUUUGGGGCAGUUGGUGAUGGAAAUUUGUCCAAGGGAUGGAGUUUUGGUUUUCUGCCCAACUCGUCAAAAUUGCGAAAAUGUGGCACGUUUACUGUCGAGCGUAGUAUCUGGUGACUUUCUCAAACACCGUCAUGAGGAACGGAAGACAUUACUCGAGAAUAUGAAGAAGUACUUUGAGUAUGUUUGUCCUGUCCUUCAGAAGACGAUUCCCUAUGGUAUUGCCUACCAUCAUUCAGGGCUAGUGGCCGAGGAGAGACGCUUCUUGGAGGAAGCCUUCCUGGAUGGGGUAAUCUGUGUGAUAUGCUGUACUUCCACCCUCGCUGUGGGGGUGAAUUUACCGGCAAAACGUGUAAUUCUGAGAUCACCCUACAUUGGUCGGGAAUUUGUGAGCAAGAGUCGAUACAAGCAGAUGGUUGGACGAGCGGGACGUGUAGGAAUGGGAUCUGGAGAUGGCGACAGUAUUAUCAUCCUCAAAAGUCGCGAAAAACCCCUCGCUGUUGAUCUAUUUCAAGCACCUAUGGAUAAUGCCAUGUCUUCCAUGCAUAUCUGUGAUUUUCGUGGCCUCAGCAAUCUCAUUUUGAGCGCCAUCAGUUUAGGCAUGGCUACAACAUGUCGAGAUCUCCAAAAGUUGGCUUCAAUGACUCUUUUAGCUGUUCAAUCGAAGCAAUUGGACGUGAAAAUACGCACUGAAGUGGAGAUGAUUGUAAAGAAAUUUUAUCGACAGAAGGCCCUGUGGAUUAAGCAGGAAACAAUUCCUCAUGACUGUACCAUCAAGAUCCUCCAAACACAGACCAGCCAAGUGGGCACACAGUCUAUAAAGAGGCAGAUUGUGAUUAAGAGUUCAUCUGAACUCGAAAUAAGUAAUGUAGGGAAAGCAGCCGUGGCAGCUUGUAUUGAUCUUCAGGAGGCUGAUGAGCUGUAUUCUGAUUUGAAAAAAGUUCAAAUGAGUCUUGUCCUUGUGGACUAUCUUCAUCUCCUGUAUAUUGUAACCCCACUUGAGACGGACAUCAAGAUGGAUCCAUUGAUUUUUUGCGAUGAGUUUCUCAAACUAAACCCAGAUCAAGUCCACACAGCUCACACAAUUGGGAUUACGGAGGGUAUCGUCAUGGGAAUUCGGUGCGGCAAGAAAUAUGGGGAAGAGAAAAUGCGAAUCGUUCAUCGCUUCUACGUGACACUUAUAAUUCAGUCACUGUGGAAUCUAGAGGAAACUUUUAAGGUAGCCCUGAGGUUUAAGGUCAAUCGGGGUAUUGUGCAAUCACUCAUGGGGCAGACAGCUUCAAAUGCCAGCUGCAUCACACGCUUCUGCGAACAAUUGUCCGAAUUUUGGGCUCUAGCAUCUAUUCUUACAGUUGUGGUGGAUAAAUUGAGGCAUUGCUGCUCCCCAGAAUUGAUUCCUCUGAUGGAAUUACCCUCCGUGCAACUUGCAAGGGCCAAGCAACUCUAUGCUGCCGGCUAUAGGACAAUUGAAUUGAUUGCCAAGACUGACCCCAAGGAUUUGGUGCAAAAUAUUCAUAAUAUGAGCUACAAAGUAGCAAGGGAAAUUAAAUCAGCUGCCACGGUAAUGCUUUUGGAGAAAUACGAUAAUUUACAACACGAUCUGGACGGCCUUAAAAAUGUUUUAGAAAUAUGAAUUUAAUAUAGUCAAAAUUUUGAAUUAAUUUCAAAGGAAAAGAAAUUGUAUAAACUGUUAUAUAUAGUGAAAUCCAGUGAGAAAUGAAAUAUUUCAAAUUAUAGAAUUUUAUCAGUAGAAAAAGAGAAAAUAAUUAAAUUUUUACCCAAUUUGGAAGUAAUGUAUUUAAUGUAGGUAGAAAAUAAAUUUACUUUAUGAAAUUCGACUAAAAAAAUAAAUUGAAGUAACAUAAUGAAAGAAAACGAAGUAAAACUCAA
Molecule: messenger RNA, 3019 nt
Organism: Lutzomyia longipalpis
Lineage: Eukaryota; Metazoa; Arthropoda; Insecta; Diptera; Psychodidae
Gene: mus301
Product: helicase POLQ-like
Exons: 7
Coding region: 87-2762 (891 amino acids)
Molecular function (GO): nucleic acid binding; ATP binding
Source: RefSeq, a predicted model, not a curated record